UCUGAUAUUGGCAUGAAAGAAAUGGGUAUAUCUGAAGCAGUGGUGUACUCGUUGCUGCGCAGGUGUAACAUCGAAGACGUAUCAGAAUUUUUCAACAACAUCCUGUUGACCGGCGGCAAUUGUCUGUUUGAGGGCAUGAAAGAAAGGACCACCGAAGAAAUAAGGUCGCUGGCUCCCUCUCACUGUGACGUACGAGUGACGUUGCCAUCAAAUCCAAUUUUUUACGCUUGGGGAGGAGGCGUGCUGCUGUCCAACGAUGACCUGUUUCCUAGUAUGUGCGUCACCAGAGCCGAAUAUUUAGAGAAUGGGGAAAAUAUAUGUGCUCAAAGAUUCGUCAGUUAG
This is a messenger RNA of Soboliphyme baturini, 342 nucleotides long. The record is from the annotation of a GenBank genome assembly. NCBI's taxonomy places the organism in Eukaryota, Metazoa, Nematoda, Enoplea, Dioctophymatida, Soboliphymatidae.